AUGGCUACUGGCUUCCAAGGCCUCCUGAGUCGCGGCCUCCUGAGCGCGUCCUCAAGGUUGGGGAGGAGCUUUGCCACCACGGAAACCCCCUUCCUCUAUCGAUUCAAGGCGAAGCGGCUGAAAUGGAAGAAGCGGCACUACAAUGAAGUGCUCAUCAUGGCCGAUCGUCGGAAGCUCCUGGAAACCUUGCAGGAAGUGAUCGACGCGCCCGGCAAGCAGUUCCCGAAGCCCUUUUGGGAAGUGCUGUCCAAGAGGUGUAUCAAGUCCAUGCAUCUCCUCGAACCACUAGAGCUGGCCAUCGUCGCGCGUGCUUUUGACGUGCAUCAGCCAGAGCUCAGGAAGGACAUGGACGUUUUCCCAUCCCUGGCUGCGCAGGUCCGGGACAGCCGAAGCUUCGUUCCCGGGAUGGCCAUCAUCGCCUUGUCUGAGAUCUUCCCACGCCGCCUGCGCCAUAAGGAGGAGGUCGCCGAGUUGAUGAAGCUCUUCGCCAGGCGCGCUGCUAACUGCAUGUGGGAGAUUCCAGUGGAUGCCGCGGUGUCGCUCAUCGAGGAGCUGGCCGCAUCGGGGGUCAAAGACGCGGCCCUCUGCCGGCGCGUUGCCAAGAAGCUCCAAAUCCGGCUCACCUCCGACCUCUGGGAGCCCAACCUGGGCCUCCUCGGGCAGGCUGCCGCCGCCUUGGCAGCGCAAGAUUUCCGGGACGUGGAGCUCUUCCGCUCCCUCGUGGAGUCCGCUGCACGGUGCCUGGAAGGCUCCGAUGGCUCUGCAGACCGGGCUUCCGGACGUGCCGUGCUGGACAGCCUGGAAGUCUUGAAGCUGGAGUUGCCGGAGGCUGAGCCGCUACGCAAAGCCCUGGAGGUCACCUGA
Molecule: messenger RNA, 864 nt
Organism: Symbiodinium pilosum
Lineage: Eukaryota; Dinophyceae; Suessiales; Symbiodiniaceae
Source: the annotation of a GenBank genome assembly